Gracilinanus agilis (Agile Gracile Mouse Opossum) is the source of this 921-nucleotide messenger RNA. It is a transcript of the gene HSD17B1, whose product is annotated as hydroxysteroid 17-beta dehydrogenase 1. Gene Ontology annotation, cellular component: cytoplasm. Bases 1 to 921 code for a protein of 306 amino acids. The record is from RefSeq and is a predicted model, not a curated record. The transcript is spliced from 6 exons. NCBI's taxonomy places the organism in Eukaryota, Metazoa, Chordata, Mammalia, Didelphimorphia, Didelphidae. Gene Ontology annotation, molecular function: estradiol 17-beta-dehydrogenase [NAD(P)+] activity. Gene Ontology annotation, biological process: estrogen biosynthetic process.
AUGGAGCGGAAGGUAGUCCUCAUCACCGGCUGUUCCUCUGGAAUUGGUCUGCAUCUGGCUUGGCGCUUGGCGGCUGAUCCUUCAGGCAGUUUCAAAGUAUAUGCCACUCUACGGGACCUCGGGGCUCAGGGCCCUCUGUGGGAUGGUGCACGGGUUCGAGGCUGCCCUCCAGGGUCCUUGGAGACACUACAGCUCGAUGUGACUGAUCCCAGCUCGGUGGCUGCUGCCCGAGACCAUGUGACAGAAGGCCGGGUGGAUGUCCUGGUGUGUAAUGCUGGCCGUGGCCUGCUUGGGCCCCUGGAAGCCCAGGAAGUAGAGGCUGUGGGUUCUGUGUUAGACGUGAACGUGGUAGGAACAGUGCGUAUGCUCCAGGCUUUCCUUCCAGAUAUGAAGCGGCGUGGUACAGGCCGAGUGCUUGUCACUGGGAGCAUUGGCGGGCUCAUGGGCUUGCCCUUUAACGCAGUUUACUGUGCUAGCAAGUUUGCACUGGAGGGUCUAUGUGAGAGUCUAGCUGUGCUGUUGCCACCCUUCGGAGUCCACAUCAGUCUCAUAGAGUGCGGCCCUGUACGCACCGCUUUCCAGGAGAAACUGGAGGGGGGACCUGGUGGAGUUUUGGGAAGUGCUGACCAGGAGACCCGGGCUCUCUUCUCCCGAUACCAGCGCCACUGUGAGCAGGUCUUCCAGGAGGCGGCCCAGGACCCAGAGGAUGUGGUGGAGGUAUUUGUCCAAGCCCUCUAUGCCCCUCGCCCUGUCCUGCGCUAUUUCAGCACUGAGCGCUUCCUGCCCCUAGUGGGGCUCCGAUUCUCUGAUGCUGGUGGCUCUCAAUAUGUAGAAGCCAUGCACCAUGCCAUCUUCUCAGAGCCGGAGGAAGGGGAGGCCCGCAGUGGAUCUUCUUUUCACCCUGAGGUAUCCCCUCAAUAA